CGUAAACAAAAAUGGCCGCGCCGUAGUUUGAAUUUGUUGUCAGUUUGGACUGUUUAUCGUCAUUAUUUAUUUCAAAAUUAACGUGCUGGUUACUAAAUUAGUAACUACCUCGUAAUGCACUUAUGGUAUAUUGUCGGUGCAUACCAAUAACAUAAUAUCUAGGCUAAAACAAUGGAACAUCAAGGAAAGAUUGAAAAAUGGAUCAACUCGAUUCUGGCUGACAAAUUGGAAAGCGUUGCAAGCGAAGUAAAGAAACUAUUAGAAUGGGAUCUUCAUCCAAAAAUGAACAGAUUCAUCUUCAAAGCUCUGCUAUGUCUGUCACACUCAGCAGCACGCUUGCAAUCUACAGAUAUCCAAAAUGGGAAAAGACUUUUUAAAAUAGCAGACAAGCUAUGCUCUUCCUUGACAGAAAUACCAGAUUUUAUAAAGUACUUCUCUAGCCUGUAUCACGUCGCUCGAAUACUAAUCAUCAUGCAGUUGUAUCACGAGGCUAUGAAUAUCAUAGUAUGGUCUUUUCCUGGAAACAUCGUUAACGGCUUGACCCCUCAGCAAUUAGACAUGUACCCAAAAAUUGCCGGUUUGUGGCGUGAUGCUGCAGAAAAAUUAACCGGAACUAAAACACCCUGCAAACUCGAUAAAGCCAAACACAAGCUGUUGUUAGAUUUAAUAAGUAACGAGUUGAGGGUACUGGAAGUUAUAGUUAAGGAGCGUACCAUGUUCGUCUUGUGCAGAACGAUUCGCUACCUAACAAAUCUUGAUAUUCUACUCGGACAGUGUAAACACAAUACUACUAAUCAGAACCAUCGUAGUAUUAUAAAGAGCUUUCUAUCUAAGAUCGAUGUAAGUCUGACAGACGAAGAAAAGUACGACGUUUACCAAGACAUUCUACGUUUCAUAAAUUCAACUACCGUUGCUGCCAUUACCUCAACGCGGGUGAAAAAUGCUCCCACGGUCUUAGCGGGUAGCUGUUCAAUCGUUGAAACCAUUUUCAGCAGAGAUCCGGAACUAUGCUUUUGCCUUUCACUCUAUAGACACAUGGGAAUGAUACUGUUAGAGUCUAUAAAUGACUCGAUGAAGUUAUCGCAUUGGAAACUUUCAAAACUAAGAAAUGAAACUCUUAAAAUUACUCAGAUUUAUCACGACAGCAAGGCAGCCGCAUUAAAUAUGCGGAUGAUAGGCUUUAUUGUACAGCCUGUAUUGGUGCACUGGGAGCGUUAUAUUGCCGCUAACAAUCUUGAAUUUUUAAAGGCUACAUCGCUGCAGGAAAUUCUUGGCGUAAUACAUCUCAUGUUUACUGUUUUAAACUCGAGCUGGUCAAACAGUUGCGAAGUGUGUCGUGAGAAUAAUUGUGUAAUGCGGACGACUACGCAUACGGUCACUGUGGUCAGCAUGAAGUGUUUGGCUACCCUCUCCAAAAUACCUGCCAAUGAUUUGCUCAGUAGUAUAUUUCCGUGCGUGCAAGAACUUCUCGAAGAAACUCUCGCGACAAUAUUCGAAAUGAAGUUGUGUAAAUGCGCACAAUGGUCUGCUCUCUGGAAUAAUUGCGCGAUACAUAUCUACAACCUGAGCGUAAGCUGUCACAAAGUGGCGUAUGAAGAGAGCGUGUACCUCUUCUCCCUUCUGUGCUCUGCUAUUGUAAAAUUUGAGGGGCUCAAAUCGUCAAACAUCUUGCUAUCCAUGAAGAAUCCUCUGUCCUAUGUCCUCCACAGGCUCAGUAGCGUUCACUAUAAUCAUGGAAGUUACAGAGAAGCAUUGACGCUGUGCGCCUUGAAUGGCCUACUGAGUUACCGCGAUGCCGACAGCAAAGCAUUCCGCAUGUGGGCGAGCAUAAAGCACGCUUGUGCAACGUCAUCGGACAUCUUAUCAAUGACCAUGCUCGCUUGUCUGCGAGAAGACAGUGACGCUAUUUCCACUAUUGGGAUUAAAGUGAAGCUGGACGAUUACGAUCUGAAUGAACUUUGUAUUCAGGAAUUGAGGGGCUUGCAAGAGGGACGGUGCAAUUUGUCCCUCUCUAUGCAGGCCACGCUCGACGAGUUGGAAAUUCUCAAUUCUGAGGGACUGGUCUACGCUCAAGGAGUUCAAAUGCUGGGAUACCACAUGCUCCAAUAUCAGUAUGACCAGAAUUUUGCCGAGUACUUGAAGCGGGCGAUCGUAAAGCUGAAAGAAGACAAAAUCACCAGCAAUUUACACCUUGCGACUGCCGCCAGUUUUGACUUUUACACUUUUGUAGUUAAUCUGCACAAUAUUAUAGAUCAUACAAAAGCUGAAAUGCGAACAACUAAGUUUGCACUGUGCGCCUCCAAAUCAGCAUCUCCCGAGGGAGAGCCCAGCAACAGUGACAACGUUGUGCCUGCGUACACUAAGAUCAACAUUGGAGAGGAUUCUCAGCUUUUCGCCAACUUACACCAGGCCUUGAACAAUUGGAGCCUUUGCAUUGAAAACAAUGUUAAUAACCAUAUUGGAGAAUGGCAUUCGCUCAUGAUGUUGCGCACCCUGGUGAUUGCUGGGGAAUUCUGUCGAUUGCAUCACUUUUCAAUGUUGGAGAGUAAAGCGUGGAAUCUGGCUUACAAACUUGCUUCUAACUUGAAAGAUGCAAGCACUUGUCUUCAGGUGGUCGGGCGAAGUAUUUCCCUGAGGACUAUCGACAGCGACUGGAUUAGAACUGCGAACAAAUUGAUGACAGAACUACAAACCUCCUCUGAUACUGAAAGUAACGACGCUAUCGCAUUUUUUUGCCUUGGUUUGUCGAAAUUUUACUUUGAAAUUGGCAAGCACGAAGAUGGGGCCAAACUUUUGGACAGAACUGUGGCGCUUCCGACCGUCCACCCUCUCAAAAAUAUUCAGCUUUUUUUAUUGAGCAUGAAAACCGCUCUGCAGAAUUAUCCAUUCUGCUCAAACGAUACUAGGAGCAAAAAACACAUGAUCUAUCUCGUCAAAUGCUUGUAUUCCUUCUUGGUUCUAAUGGAAUAUUCGCCACAACCCAGGGUGGGAGCUAAGAAAAAGCAGUUAUACACUUCUGAGAUUCUUCUCACGUGUACAGCGGAUCUGUCGCUGAGUAUGAACAGCGUGUUGUCGUUCAAGGAGAUUUCAUCCCACCUUACUAAUCGACUAAAGUUAGCUCAGUCCUCGGGGCUUACGCUGCGUGUCGCAGAGUGUCUUAAAAAUUUAUGCUUCAUCGACCUCUCGCGCAUGCACCUAGACGAUUGUCUUGUCAAACUGCAAGGCUUGGAGUACAUUCUUGACAUUGAACACAUCACGGAAUCCCAGAACACAAAUAAUCCUGAGACCCAGACGAUGGGGCUGAAUGAACCAGGCUGCAGAGAUUCUCGCGUUAACGAUUCGUCACCUGUAUUCAGGAAGACGGUUUUUAAACAACCACAAUUUUUGGAGCAUAAAAACUGUCUCUGCUACAAAUGCAGCAGCGUUUAUUACCAGAAUCUUGUACUCGCCAGUACGCGUAUCAGGGCACAGCUCUACUUUUUGCAGGGAUACCUCAAGGAAGCCAUGUCCCAUUUCAGUGGGGCUUUCACGCUGCAAAGAAAGAUGCUGUGGUCGAAACAUCCCGAGACAUUUGCUUGGCAAAACGUACCGGAGAGUAACAGGGUGAAACGGCAUCCUUGGAAGUGCUACUACAACGCAGUCGAGUAUGUUCUAUUUCUUAUCAACUUCAGUCGGUUUAUAAGAGAAUUGGACUCCGAUGAUAAACAGAAUGGAAUCAGCGUCGCUUUGGAAGCUGUUGAUAUUUGCGAAAGAUUUCAUCUCCAAAGUCACCCCAUUUACGUAUCUGCCAAAGAAAUGGUGUUCGAAUAUCAGUUCUGCAACAGGUUUCAAGAUGCUGCUGACUUUGGUAAGUUCACAGUACCUGACCCAGGCAGCAUCGAUGUGAACAAAUACAUCUGCACCAGCAGCAAUAUCGAAACCUCGAAAAUCACCACUCCGGCAAUGAAGCCAUGUGUUAGAAAACCGAGAACAAUACGUCGCAACAAAACUCCACCUUUGCUGAAGUUGACCAAAGUAAGCAUCGACCUUGACGAGUACGAGGAUGUGUCUCAAUCACCCAAAUCGUCAAGACAGGGACCUCAAGCAUCUGGCGAUCACGCGUUCCCUAAAUCUGUAAGGAGGAAAAAUUUGGAAAAGUAUUUAGACUCCGCUUCUGAUAUCGGCAAUCCGAACACAAGCACAGGAUCUUACCCAGGAUAUACGGAGGAAAGUACGAAUGAAAAAAGGAGUUCAUGGAUAAACAGCAUCGCAACUUUGCUAUCUGCGCACUUUUCCGAGCAAGUAGCUCAAAUUCUUGCCGAACCAAAAUUGAGUGAAGUAGAGAUGAUCGAGCGGUUAAUUGAACUUGCUAAACAGAAAAGAAGGAACGAUGACUUUAAUACUGGAUUCUUAGAAUUUGGGCACCGAUCCGGCAAUAAAAAUUAUCGAAAAAAUUCUUACUUGUCAAUUAAAGAUGAGAAAACGUUUGUCCGAAUAAUUAAUCUGACCGCUUUCCUGUUCCCAAGCAUUUCCAAGCAACUAAGUGAAAUUCUCGAUGAAACGGGGUUGCAUGGCUUAGACAAAAACGAACGGAUCAUCGAACUAGUAAAACAGCAGAGAGCUGUUUCAGAAUUAAAGAUCGAAUCUCCAGAUAUUAAGUACCUGUGUAAUGCCGAGAAUUCUCCGAAAAAUUCUCCCUUGUCAAUCGCGAAAUCUGAUGAUGUGGAGAAGCUUGCGAGCUCCUUGAAGAACACACACAUUGGAAUCGAAAACGUGUCAGAAUGCAUCGUUACCAAUGCGCCACAUUUACAUUCCACUAACGAAGGAUCAUCGAUGCUUGGUUCUGCUUCAAGGGAGAAGUGCCAAUACAGUUUUGAAAAUGAGAAGAAUAACGAACCACUGGUGAUAAAUCUGUACGAGGAGACUCUGUCCAUUGUUAAAAAAUCGAGAGUAAGACUUCAGUUUGCAGAUGAAUCCGAAACAGACUCAGAUCAGAGCAAUGGUGAAAUGGACAUCAGGCCUGCGAUGCUUGAGCACAGUCGGCACAAAGAGAGAUUGAGGUCUUCCGCUAGAGCUCCGAGGUCUCGAUCUCAGAGCAGUGACAUUAAACAGAAGAGAGAUUUAAAUGAUCCGGAUGUCGUCCCAUCAACGGAUGAAGUGUACGAUUCAAAAACGGAAGGAUGCGACCUCGAUGACAGGAAGACGAAGUUCAGAAGCUCAGCUAGAAUAAGGAGCAAGAGUCAGCAGGAUAAAACAAAUUGUGUUUCAGCGUUUAAGAUGGACGAAGUGAACGAUUCACAGUCUGAAAUCGAAAGUUCCAAUUUGAUGGGAGAGGAGAGCUUGCAGUCAAAUACUUCAGACCUAAUUCCGACUUCAGACCUCGAGGAACAGGCGAUGAUUGAAAUGCCAAGUAAAAGUAAUACGAAAACAUGUAGAAUGAGAAGUUCAGCUAGAAUUUUGAGAUCCAGGUCUGGAUUGAACGGAAACACAUCAUCGAAUGUGAAAACUUCGAAUGCUACAAGUGGCAUUUCAGCAUCGGGUGUUGGUACACCGACAGAACCGACUAAACGUGAAACCCGUACGCAAAGAAGCAAAACCCUGGCGACAUCGAGAACGAAAGCGUCCAGAUGAUUUGUGAUCAGUCGUACGUCAGUAUCUAAUCAAGUGAAAGGACGAUUUUUCUAUUGGUAUAGAAUGUAUCCCAAUGUUGAAAGUUAAUGACAUUCUAUGCGUAAUGAAGUCAGCGUACUAAUUUGACUCUUUGAUCACUGAUUAGUUUGAUCGUGAUCACUUAUAGAUUGUUAUUAUACAUAAUUUCAGAAAAUGUAGCUAAUGAGCCCAAUAAUUUUUUUUUAUCAUAUAUUUAAUCAUUAGACAUGUAAGCCGAACAAUAUGUUUAUCAUUUCAAUUUUGUGUACUCAAUCGAUAGAUGUUUAAUUUAGAACUGUAUCAAAGUUUUUCUGUUCUAGUACAUGGUCAAAGAAAUCUAAAAAUAGCUUUUACUUUUAAUCGAAUGUCAGCUUGGUUAUUCGCAUUCUCACAUAUUAACGGUGAGCUCCGAAUCGAUGUAUAUCACCAAUAUUUGUAA
Diprion similis is the source of this 6067-nucleotide messenger RNA. RefSeq lists its product as uncharacterized. Bases 172 to 5610 code for a protein of 1812 amino acids. The transcript has 8 exons. The record is from RefSeq and is a predicted model, not a curated record. NCBI's taxonomy places the organism in Eukaryota, Metazoa, Arthropoda, Insecta, Hymenoptera, Diprionidae.